CUACGCUAAGGCAAAAGAACGUUAAACGAAUCCAUGACGCAGCAAAACUACCCGCCGCUCAUUCAGCGGGGACACAGCCCCCCACGCAUCGUUACGUCUCGACGAAUCAUUGUGCUAUCAUGCUUCGCUGUGAGCUUUGGUCUACUAUGUGGAGCCGCCGUUUUAUGUUCCCGCACCUCCAUCGCAUCAGCUGCCUUGACAUCAACGCUGGUUGCAUCAAUAUCGGGGCCGACUCUCAAUGAAGGCGCUUCGGGAAGUGAUCUGGGCGACGACGACGAUGAAUCUUGGGACCAUGACGACGGCGACUUGAUUGAUGGUAAAUUGGUCAUGUCCGCGGCCUUGGCCAAGGUCGAAAACUGUGUCCCUUUUGACAUCACGUCGUCCGUCACCGCCAACGCAACAGCUGGCUCUGUCACGUGGUCGACCCAGCGCAUGUACAAGGAAGGCAAGGACGACGACUGGGUCGAGUGCGGGCACGGCCGCGCCGGCUUGGAACUCCGCGCUGUCGACGGAUCUGACACAUCUGCAUCGUACAGUCAUUUCCGCUCGAUCGUGUUGGACCGCGACGCCGCGACCAAUGUCACCAUUCACAGUGUGUCGCUAUCGAAUCUGGACCCUGCUGCCACGUACGAGUAUGUCGUGGGGUCGUCUCACCACGGGUACUCCAACCUCCACCGCCUCGGUCACAACAUUGAGUACUCGUCCGAUGAAGCGUGGCGGUGUCGGCCUGUGCGGGUUCGGUCUGCGUAUGGCUCUACGCCGGAUGCGUACGCAAUUCAGUGGUCUACACCAGCCGACUGCUCGGCGGGUACCCACACGCUGACUUUGGAGGCUGGCAAGAUGGCCGCAUUUACUGCUUCGUCCAUUACCCUCCCCGCCACGAGCUUUGCAUUUGGCAGUCGAGCGCAGCAUGUAGUCUCGGCCACGAACCUCCGCCCCCACACGUUUUACUCGUACUUUGUCGGCAACGACCAGUACAGUCGGUCGCUAGUGUUUACGUUUCGCACUGCGCCUGGCCCAAGCGAUAUCGCACCCCUUCGGUUCCUUGUCACGGGGGACAUUGGAUACCAGAAUGCCGCGACGCUACCCAUGAUGCAGGCCCAGGUCGCGCGAGGCCUCGUGGAUGCCGUCAUUUCGGUGGGGGAUUACGCGUACGACCUGCACAUGUCCAAAGGGCAAGUGGGCGAUGUGUUCCUCACCGAGCUGGAACCUGUGGCGGCGAACGUGCCGUUCAUGGUGGCCAUGGGUAACCACGAAGUCAAGCAACACUACAGCCACUACACGAACCGGUUCCAACUCAUGCCUGCCAAUGCCGGUGUUUUGGUAGACUCUCCUACCAUGAAGAACAACUGGUACUACUCGUACAACGUCGGCCUCGUGCACUUUGUCGUGUUGUGCACGGAAAUCUACUUCAAACCCAACCCGAAAGACCCCCAGUUUGUAGAUAGGCAAGUCCAGUGGCUCCAAGCCGAUCUGGCUGCCGCCAAUGGUAACCGAACGCUAGCGCCAUGGGUGAUCGUCAUCGGCCACCGCCCGCUCUACUGCACCAGCGACGCCAACUGCGAUGCCCCCGCCGCGCUGCUGCGAGACGCGUUUGAAGACCUGUUCUACGACAUGGGCGUCGACCUGUACCUUUGUGGCCACCAGCACAACUACGAACGUAUGUACGAUGUGUACCGAGGGGCAACGAUGGCACGGUCCACCAACAUGGCGGCGACCACGUACAUCUUGACAGGCGCCGCGGGGCAGUCGAAGGUGCUCCCGGUGCGAAAGCCGUUCGGAAGACCACCCGAAGCGUACACGGCGUUCCGGAACACGGUCUUUGGGUUCAGUCGCCUCGUCGUGCACAACUCGUCGCAUGUGCAGUGGCAGCAGAUUGAGUGCGAUCCGCUCAAUCCUGCGGCGUACGGGGUCAAUGGACAGGCCGUGGACGACGUCUGGCUCGUGCAGACGCGCCAUGGCAGCUUCGCAUCGUCUUAAUACAGUACCGUAAUGUGCCAAUUAAUAUUAAUGGCGUGUAUGUGCCAAUUAUUGAUGUAAAACAUUAAGC
Aphanomyces astaci is the source of this 2050-nucleotide messenger RNA. RefSeq lists its product as hypothetical. The record is from RefSeq and is a predicted model, not a curated record. Gene Ontology annotation, molecular function: acid phosphatase activity; metal ion binding. The transcript has a single exon. The coding region runs from base 34 to 1980 and encodes 648 amino acids. Lineage: Eukaryota; Oomycota; Saprolegniomycetes; Saprolegniales; Verrucalvaceae.